AUGUCUUUAGCUGCCUCCUUUACUAAAGUCAGGGAGUUCAAAGUACAAGGAAUCCAUAACGUCUACCAUGUAUCGUUAGGUCAAUCAGACACACUCUGGAUCAGUGACAGAGACGGUGACUUUAUCCAAACAGAUCUAAAGGGGAAUAAAUUAAAGAAGAUAAAAACCUGGGGAGAGGAUGAAGGUUACCACACAGUCACACAGGACGGGGAUCUGAUGUUUACGGACAAAGACAGAAAAGCCAUCUAUACGAAAGUACAGGACGAUAAGAUCACCGAAUUUUUUAAUACUGGAGACUGGGAACCUUAUAGUAUAUAUUGCUCCCAUCUCAACGGGGACUUACUGGUUGGGAUGGUGAGUGAUGGUUACGAAGAGGCUAAAGUCAGCAGGUACAACAAGACAGGACAAGAAUUACAGAACAUACAGAGGGAUAACAAAGGACAGGAUAUAUAUCAACUUCCACUCUAUAUCACAGAAAACAUCAAUGGAGAUAUCUGUGCAUCAGACUUUAAUAAACAGGCAGUAGUGGUGGUGAAUAAAUCCGGACAAUACAGAUUUAUUUCCAAAGAUCAAGGGACAUUGUUCUGUCCCUAUGGAAUCUGCACUGAUGUCCUCGGUCACAUCCUGGUGUGUGAUGAGAUCAAAAAACAAUGGGUGAAGUAUCCCCUUACUUUGUGUGUAAAUAACGAGAACAAUAUCUAUGUGGGGCAACGAUACUCCGACACUGACAGUGUACAAAUGUCUCUUCCUCCGCUUGAGAUAAAAACACCUCCCCCGCUUGAGAUAAAAAUACCAGGCACUGCUCAACACUUUCUAGAGUGUGGUUUUGAAGAUUGUGAGAGAAAUUGUGAAUUUUACUGCAAUUCCUGCCAUCAACAGAUGUGUAAAUCAUGCAGAGACCAACAUCUAAAGAUUCCAGAAAACAAAAACCAUGAAGUGGUCCUUUACCAGCAACGAAGACGACAACUUCCUAUGAAAAAAUGCAGGAUCCACUUCACCAAAGAAAUGGAUAUUCUAUGUCAAGAAUGUAACAUUCCUAUAUGUUCAAAGUGCUCAACAAUGCAGGAGCACAGCACUCUAAAAAAAGAUUUACACAGAGAAAUUCAGAAAGAUGUAGCAGAAGUUAAACAGAUCAUGGACAGCAUACGGACAUCCAUGAAAGCCGAAGCCGAGUCUCUCAAAAACAUGGUGGACACAGUGCUCUUAGAAAAUAUGGAAGAAUUACACCGAAAAGAGAAGUCAUUACUGAAGAAAUUAAGGAGGCAAAAGAAGACAUUUGAUGAUUAUAUUGCCUAUCUCAGUGACCUUGUUAAAGAGUUCCAGAGUUACCUGUCCUCUACUGAGCUCACUAACUUCACAACUAAACUUCCAGACAACUUACAAAUAAAAUCCAUACCAGAAACCACCAAACCUGUCACACCAGAAUUUUCUUCUGCUCAAUACAACAAAAAUGAUAUUGCUAAAUUACUAGGGAAAUUAAUUAAAUCAGAUAAAAGGGCAGAACUAAGAAGAGUAAAGCCAAUGGAAAUUCAUCCUAUUGCUACAUCAAUGAAAUCUACAAGUGAACAGACAAAACAAGAUAAACACGUGAAGUCUGACAAGAAACAAACAUUGUCUCUAUCUGCCUCUGUCACCAAGGUCAGGGAGUUCUAUGUACCAGAUCUACAGGGGAAUGUGAUACAGAAGAUAGAAACCAGUGGUAGGCGUGGUUACCACACGGUGACACAGGACAGGGAUCUGACCUUCACAGACAAAGACAAGAAAGCCAUCAAUAGGAUAACACAGGAUAAUAAUAUCACUGAAUUCAUUAAAACUGGAGACUGGACACCAGUCAGCAUACACUCAUCCCACAUCAACGGGGACUUACUGGUGGGGAUGUGGACAAGUGGAAAGGCUAAAGUCACCCGGUACAACAAGACAGGAAAAGAACUACAGAACAUACAGAGGGAUAACAAAGGAGAGGAACUGUUCUCCUACACAGGUCAGAAGUCAAAGUUCGAACCCUAUGGAAUCUGUACUGAUGUCCUCGGUCACAUCCUAGUGUGUGAUGGACAUUAUAACAGUAACACUGUUCACCUCCUUAAUCAGGAUGGUCAGAUCUUGUCUCUAUUACUCACACCACAACAAGGGGUAGAUCGUCCCCGUGCUGUGUGUGUGGAUGAUGAAAACAAUCUCUAUGUGGGACAAAAAGACACCAAUACACUGACAGUGUACAAGUAUCUACAGUGA
Saccostrea cuccullata (small rock oyster) is the source of this 2229-nucleotide messenger RNA. RefSeq lists its product as uncharacterized. The transcript is spliced from 6 exons. Lineage: Eukaryota; Metazoa; Mollusca; Bivalvia; Ostreida; Ostreidae. Bases 1 to 2229 code for a protein of 742 amino acids. The record is from RefSeq and is a predicted model, not a curated record. Gene Ontology annotation, biological process: proteasome-mediated ubiquitin-dependent protein catabolic process; negative regulation of translation; protein polyubiquitination. Gene Ontology annotation, molecular function: ubiquitin protein ligase activity; translation repressor activity; zinc ion binding.